AUGGAUUUCUUACAGUUGGCAGAACGAAUCCCUGAUAAAUCAGCCAGGAGGAACAAACAGCAGGAAGACUCAACAGCAAUCAGAGAAAGAAGACAGACACCUGCUGACUUCAGCAGUAUCUGCAGCAAAGACCUGCUCCCAGCUUCAGGAGGGGAGGAGAUGACCAGAGGGUUUCUGCAAGAGCUGGUUAACAUCUUGUUGGAUUACAUCUGCAAGUCAAGUCAGAGGAGUUCCAAGGUUCUGGAUUUCCACCAUCCUCACCAGCUCAAGGAGGGACUGGAGGGCUUCAGUCUGGACCUGCCUGAACAACCUGAAACUCUGGAGCAAAUACUGGUGGACUGUAGAGAUACACUCAAGUAUGGUGUCAAUACAGGCCAUCCCCGCUUCUUCAAUCAGCUGUCGUCAGGUCUGGAUGUGAUUGGUGUAGCUGGUGAGUGGCUGACCUCUACAGCCAACACAAACAUGUUUACAUAUGAGGUGUCUCCUGUCUUCAUCCUCAUGGAAGAGGUUCUACUGAGUAAGAUGCAAAGCAUUGUGGGAUGGUCUGAUGAUGAGGGAGAUGGAAUGUUCUGUCCAGGAGGUACAAUAUCCAACCUGUAUAGCAUCCUGUUGGCCAGAUUUUACUUCUUUCCAGAGGUGAAGACUAAAGGGAUGAGCCAUCUGCCUCAGCUGGUCCUCUUCUCUUCAGAACAUAGUCACUAUUCAGUAAAGAAAUCUGCUGCAGUGCUGGGGAUGGGCAGUGACAAUGUAAUAAUGGUGAAAUGUGAUGAAAGAGGUAAAAUGAUACCUGCUGAACUUGAGUCCUCCAUUGUUGCAGCUGAAGAAAGGGGCUUGGUUCCAUUCUAUGUGAAUGCGACAGCAGGCACCACAGUGUAUGGAGCCUUUGACCCUCUCCAUGACAUCGCAGACAUCUGUCAUAGACACACACUGUGGAUGCAUGUUGAUGCAGCUUGGGGUGGAGGCCUACUGAUGUCACACAGACACAGGAUGAAGCUACAGGGCAUUGAACGAGCUUGGUCUGUAACAUGGAAUCCUCACAAGAUGAUGGGCAGUCCUCUGCAGUGUUCUGCCAUACUGGUCAAGAAGAGAGGUCUCUUACAAAAGUGUAAUGAGUUGGGGGCUGAGUACCUUUUCCAGACAGACAAACAUUAUGAUGUGAGCUAUGAUACUGGAGAUAAGAGCAUCCAAUGUGGCCGACAUGUUGAUGUCUUUAAACUUUGGCUGAUGUGGAAAGCAAAGGGCUCAGAGGGAUUUGGAUCUCAGGUCAACAAAUGCUUAGAGAAUGCUGAGUAUCUGUACGAUCGACUGCAGAGGAGGACAGACUUUGAACUUGUCUUCAAAAACAAACCGGAGCACAGCAACGUGUGUUUCUGGUACAUUCCUCCCAGUCUGAGAAAGCUGCCACCUGGAGCUGACAGAGACACAAGACUCCACCAGGUAGCCCCUCGGAUCAAAAGCAGAAUGAUGGAGAAGGGUUCUGUUCUGAUUGGCUAUCAGCCUUUAGCAACUAAAGUCAAUUUCUUCAGGUGUGUGUUCUCCAACCCUGCUACACAGCAAGAGGACAUCGACUUCCUGCUGGAGGAGAUUUCGCUGCUGGGUAGUGACCUAUGA
Scomber japonicus (chub mackerel) is the source of this 1611-nucleotide messenger RNA. RefSeq names its product glutamate decarboxylase 3 (gene gad3). The record is from RefSeq and is a predicted model, not a curated record. Gene Ontology annotation, molecular function: carboxy-lyase activity; pyridoxal phosphate binding. The coding region runs from base 1 to 1611 and encodes 536 amino acids. Gene Ontology annotation, biological process: carboxylic acid metabolic process. Lineage: Eukaryota; Metazoa; Chordata; Actinopteri; Scombriformes; Scombridae. The transcript has 16 exons. Gene Ontology annotation, cellular component: cytoplasm.